AUGCCCGAUGUGUCAUGUAGCCUUGAGAAUGUCUUGCAUAUUCUGAUUCAGUGCCCUUUUGCCCGCAGCUGCUGGUUAAGCUCGCCGUUGGGUUGGCCUGCGCCUUCUGCAUCUUCCUUAAAUGAGUGGUUUUCUUUAGCCUUCUCUUCUGCUUCUGUGGAAAAUGCCUCCCUUAUGCUAAUGAUCUUAUGGGCUUUGUUGCAAAAUAGGAACAAUGUUGUAUGGAAGGGCCAGGGUCAGACUGCGAGUGGUGUGUUCUUCAUGGCUCUGAAUUUUUUGCAACAAUGGAAAGCAGCCCGGGUCGUGUCCUCAGUAAGCACCAUUGUCGACCCGGCUCGCCCGAUCUGGUCUCCUCCGCCGCACGGUUGGAUCAAGGCGAACAUUGACUCCUCUUUAAGCUUGCAACGAGGUUCGGUAGGUUUCGGUUGUGUAAUCCGGAAGGAUGAUGGGAGUUUUGUGGCUGCUAGAGCAGGCUCUUUUUAUAGCCAGAUGAAUGCAAAGUGUGCUGAAGCUAUAGCAUUUCGGGAAGCAUUGAGCUGGAUUAAAGAGUGUGGAUGGGAUCGAGUUCUUUUCGAAUUGGAUACUCAGUUCAAGAUUGUUAACUGCUUUUAUCUAGUUAUGAGGAAGUAA
Molecule: messenger RNA, 630 nt
Organism: Manihot esculenta (cassava)
Lineage: Eukaryota; Viridiplantae; Streptophyta; Magnoliopsida; Malpighiales; Euphorbiaceae
Exons: 2
Coding region: 1-630 (209 amino acids)
Molecular function (GO): nucleic acid binding; RNA-DNA hybrid ribonuclease activity
Source: RefSeq, a predicted model, not a curated record